AUGGUUUAUCAGUUACGCCUACCGGACACUUAUUCGAUGCACCCCGAGUACAAAGUGGAAUCUAUCCUGGGACAUCGCUUUGUAGGCAAGAAGAAAGCAAACCGCCGGAUGUUCCUAGUCAGAUGGAAGGGCUAUGGGCCCGCUGAUGACUCCUGGGUCUCGGAAUAUGACUUACGAAACUCUGCUCAACUCAAGAGAAGCUAUCUGGAUUCCAAAGGCUUAACUAUAUGA
This is a messenger RNA of Laccaria bicolor S238N-H82, 231 nucleotides long. RefSeq lists its product as uncharacterized. Lineage: Eukaryota; Fungi; Basidiomycota; Agaricomycetes; Agaricales; Hydnangiaceae. The record is from RefSeq and is a predicted model, not a curated record. The transcript is spliced from 2 exons. Bases 1 to 231 code for a protein of 76 amino acids.